Molecule: messenger RNA, 1305 nt
Organism: Engraulis encrasicolus (European anchovy)
Lineage: Eukaryota; Metazoa; Chordata; Actinopteri; Clupeiformes; Engraulidae
Product: follistatin-related protein 5-like
Exons: 9
Coding region: 1-1305 (434 amino acids)
Molecular function (GO): protein binding
Source: RefSeq, a predicted model, not a curated record
AUGUCGCUUGCCAACAUCCUCUGGAGAGAAGAAGGUUUGGGGAUCGGCAGCAUGUACUAUGUGUUCUACGCGGACGGCAUCAAGGUGAUCCAGCCUGUAGCCUGCGAGAUACAGAGACACAUCAAGCCCACAGAGAAACUACUGGGCAGAGAGGAGGAGGUGUGUCCUGAGCGUGAGGGGUCAUCAGGUCAUCAGCGCUGUGUGUGGGCGUCGGCGGUGAACGUCAAGGAUAAAUACAUUUAUGCCACCCAACCGCUGCUGAACAGGAUACUCAUCAUAGACACCCAAUCACAGAAGGCCGUGCAGAGUGUGUCUACAGACGCGGUGCCAGUGAAGCUUCAUUACGACGCGUCACAUGACCAGGUCUGGGUGCUCAGCUGGGGAGACGUGAGGAAGACGAACCCAACACUACAGGUGAUUGGCCAGGCCAGUGCUAGCUCCUCCCAUCACACUGUUCACACGCAGCCAAUUGGUCAACACUUUGACCGCGUAGAAGAUUUCUACAUUCCAAACCCCAACCUCCUGGACACCCACAUAAGGUUUGGCAUGGUUCUCCACCGUGAUGAGAUGGUUCUCCUGAAGCUUGACCUUGAGAGCGGUUCCUACGUAAAGAACAUCAGCCUCGCCGAGUUCCACUGCGUUCCGCAGUCACUCGCCUACACCCACCUGGGGGGACUCUACUUCGUCAGUUGCCGUGACGACCAGGCUCGGCGUGUUGGUGGGCGUCGCCCCCAGCUGUUGGUUGACGCGGUGACCGACCUGGUGAUCGGCGAGAACGGUGACGUCAGCGGAACACCAUACGUGUCACCUGACGGCCGACACCUGGUUACCGUGGACGACGGAGAGGGGUUGCUACGGUUACAGGAGGUGUCCCCGCGCGGGGCUCUGGGCCGCCCGUUUGACGUCCACACCAACCUCCACGUGUCGCAGCUGGCGUUCAUGCGCUCCUUCACCACCGCGGGGCGCUACAAGGCCUUCGCCAGCUCCUCCAAUCAGACGGACGCCCUGGUGGUGGAACUGUCCAGCGGCACCGUGCGAUUGGUCAAAGGUCUCCGGGAGCCCCUCCCCACUCGCCUCUGGCCCUGGUCGUCAACGGCAACGGCAACAACGCCCGGUAACGGUAACCGUGGUGGCGAGCGUUCCCCUGGCAACCGUGCGAUGGUGUCGAGCGGGAUGUUUGGUCAGUACCUGGCGUCCCCGGCGAGGUCAUCGCUCCUCGUACUCGACGGACGACUCGACCGACUGAACUGUGAAAUCACCGACGUGGAGAACGGCAACACUGUGGUGUGGAUCGGGGACAUGUAG